AUGCGUAAUGAAAGCUGUAAAGUAGCUGAGGAACUUGAUAUUGCUACCGUUUUAUGCUCUUUAAUCGUAGAAUCAUCUUGCAUCUAUGAGGGAACGCUGACGUUUCCUGUUGGUUGUGGAUGUGCUUCAGGCAUCCCAAAAAUCAUAGACGAUGCCGUCGAUAAUUUGUCACUUAAUUCUUCAAAAGUCACUAUUGUGGAUAUAAGUUCACUGAGCGAGGAGGACAAGCAUUUUUUUAAUGUGGAUGGGUGUGGUGGUGAAAUGGCAUCUCUUAAUGUGAAUUUGGUUAAAUUAAAGAAGUUGAAAGAAGUAUGGAACAUGGGAGAGAGUGAGAAGAUUUCCCUCGCUUCUAUGUGCAAAACUCAGGGCAACGGAUUUCUCCAGGUUCACUUUGCGAACCUAGCUAACAAUCUCGCUCGCGCUCUUCGUGCCUACAAGCGUGGAAUUCAGUGUCUCGAGGGCAGCGUCAGCGUAAAACCAGCAACGCACGCCUCUCAUCAUCAAGCAGAUCAGGAAGCUCAACAACUCUAUGUAAAUCUCCUUACCAAUGCAGCUCUCUGCCUUCUAAAAAUCGUCGCUCAACCAGAGCGGGUUACCUCGAGGUCGGACCAUCAGCCCAUCAGCGAUGAGACGCUGAUGCGACAUUGCAUUGCCAUGUGCGAAAAGGCUCUUGGAAUCGAUGCAGACAAUGCGAAAGCUCUUUACAGAAUGGCUCAGGCCCAGGCACAACUGAAGCAUUACUCAGAGGCAAUUUCAAUCGGGAAACGGGCAGUGGAAGCCUUAAAGACUAAGAAAUCGAGUUCCGCAAUGGUGGAAAAGUCUAUUACGGACUGGAAGCAAGCACUGUGUGCGCAGAAACGCGAUGAAUAUGAACACGUUAGAUCGGCAUUUCUCAAGAGGGCCACUGAGUUGAGGAAACACGGUCGGCUGUUUGCGGAUGACGGGAGUGGAGACGCAAAUCGCCUACACUUCGAUGACUGGUCCAACGACCUGGCUGACAACGUGAUGUCCAUCCACGAGGAAUUAGAGGCUUUUGGUGAGAAGAUGCCAGAUCCCAAGUCAACCUCUUCAUCGUCUGGAUCUUUGAAGGGCUCAAAGAAGUCACACCGAACCCCUGCAGUCGCUCGUCUCACAAAAAUUGAUUCAGAGGAUGAGGAGGAGGUGGAGGAAGAGAAGAACUAG
This is a messenger RNA of Echinococcus granulosus, 1182 nucleotides long. Its product is annotated as peptidyl-prolyl isomerase. Bases 1 to 1182 code for a protein of 393 amino acids. Gene Ontology annotation, molecular function: protein binding. NCBI's taxonomy places the organism in Eukaryota, Metazoa, Platyhelminthes, Cestoda, Cyclophyllidea, Taeniidae. The record is from RefSeq and is a predicted model, not a curated record. The transcript has 5 exons.